This is a messenger RNA of Paramecium sonneborni, 3564 nucleotides long. The record is from the annotation of a GenBank genome assembly. NCBI's taxonomy places the organism in Eukaryota, Ciliophora, Oligohymenophorea, Peniculida, Parameciidae.
AUGAAAGAUCAUACCAUUUCUUUGAAGUCUUUAAAUAAUAGAACUAUGACAUCAAUGAAGACUAGGACCAGAGAUAUUUCACAUCUUACUGAUAGUCAGAAUAGUGCUCGCUUUUAGGAACAUAUUAAAUAGAAAUAGUUAUUAGGUGAACUUCAUUUAUAAUAAUAUGUAUAACAAUAGAGAAUUAGAAAAUAAAAUCAAGCUUAUCUUAGUAAUCAAUUGAGAGUUAAGACAGAAGAGAAAUUAGAUUCCCCUCCAGAAUAAUUUAAUGAUAAUUAAAUAUUACCUAUUUUAGAACAAAUAUCAGAACUUAAUUUUGAACAAAUCAUCUAAGGAUUGUAUAAAGAUGAUGAUCGUAGUCAUAUUUUAGAAUCUCUUAAAUAAUCAUUAUUUAAAGCAAUUAAUUGCACUCCUACUUUGGUUUCUCUCAAAUAGUAAUCAAGUAGUUUUUUUUCUACCUAACCUACUGGUAGAAGAGAUGCUAUUAUGCUUAAAUAAUGGUUUAUGAACUUUAUGGAAUCAAUUCAGUAUUCAAACUAAGAUUUUAAAUAUAAAUUAAUAUCUUUAUCUGAAGCACUUCAUUUAUGUCUUCUAGAAAUUAUCAGAUAAAUAUCAUAUCAAUGUGCUGAAAGAGGAUAAUUAUUGCAUUCCUUAAUCAAAGGUUAUAUUUUAGUAUUUCAUAAACAUUUUAUGAUAAAUGAAUAAGAAAAAAGAAUUUUAAAAUAUUAAUUAAUUGAGAAGGAUAUUGAUGAGACCAAGAAAAAAGAGGAAAUAGAAAUUCGUUCAUAAAUUCACAUUAAUUAAUUGAAAUAGGAAUUAGAGGUAUUGAAGUAGAAGGAAAAUAUGAUCAAUUCAGAACGUAUUAGUUAUUAAUAAACAAUUAAUAAAUUAUAAAAUAAAAUCAAUUUAUAAUAGACGAUAUAAAAAAGUGCAGCCAAUAUGAUUGGUAAUUUGUAGAGAGAAAUUGAUUAAUUAAAACAUUAAUUAUCAAAAAAGAAUUAACAUAAAUAUUCUUCAUUAAAUAAGUCAGAUGAUGUUAUAGAAGAAUAAGAUUUAUCAUUAUCUUAAGUACUUAAAGAAUUGAAUCAAUAAAAUAAAUUUGAACAAAUUUAAGAUGUAAUUGUUAAGGAUGCAAUAGAAGUAUUACCUAUUGUAUGUCAUAGUAUUGGUAUUUAAACAUUUUAGAAAUGUUUGUGUGUUAUAGAGACAUAAACAGAUCUACAAUUAAUGUCUCCUUAAUAUGAUAAGUUUUUAUCUACUUAAGAAAUAGAAAAUACAUUUAGAGAAUUUGAACUUAAAUAAUAAUUAGAAUAGUAGAGUUGGUUGGAUGGUUUAUGUGAUUAAAUGAAUAUGCAUCCAGAUGAACCUUCUAUUCAUGAUUAUGAGAGUAGAGGUAUUACUAAAAUUGAUAGAAUAUAUGAAGUGCCAGAAUAUGAUGAAGGUUCACCUAAUAUGUUAAGUAGAAGAAAAUAAGAUAUUAUUUUGGAGAAAAAAUAACAGAGUGAUAAAUCAGAGACAUCUGAAAAGUUAAUCAAAGAAUUAGAUAAAUUUAAUUCAGAAAAACUAUUAAAUGUUAAAUUAGUAGUACAACAACCAUCUAGUUCUAAUAAUACUUAAUAGAAUUCAUAAUAAUCAUCAUAAAAAUUAAUUAAAUUAUCACCUUAAGCCAAUUCUUAAAUAAAUCAAAUUAAUGCAUGUAAAACUGAUACAACUAAAUCUAAUCAAAAAUAAUAAGCUCCUAUUUAGUAAUAGUAAUAGACAUCAGCUAACAAUUAAAGAUAUUUCCCAUCAAAUGAAAAUUAAGAUAAAAAAAAUAUUAUUUCACAAGAAAAACAGGGACAAAAGAAAAAGAAAAUGAGUGUUUCAUAAUAAUCAUAAUAAUAAUAAUAAUAAUAAUAAUAAUCAUAAUAAUAAUAAUAAUAAUAAUAAAUAACAUAAUUUAAUAAUCUUAUUGUAAUAGAUUAAAAUGAUAAAUUAGAAUCUAAUUAAUAACCUAAUUUAUCAAAAUAAUAAACAACUAUGUUGAUGUUACUUUACUAAAUAUAAAAGUAGAAAGCAUAGAAUGCAACAUCUAGGAUGAAUGAAACAAAUGAAUUAUUGACAUAAGUAUUAUUAUUUGCAAGAAAAUUAACAGUUCAUAUAUUGAAAACUUAAUUUAAAACACAUACUUAAAUUGCAGAAGAAUUCUUAUUUGAAUUUGAAUCUUUGAGAAAGAAAAUUUAAAAUGAUAAAGAAAUUUUAGAAGAAGAAUAUGUUUUGGAUGAAGAAAAAGAGAAGGAAGAGAAAAAGUAAGAGGCAAUAAAGAGAAGGAAAGGAAAAAUAUAAAGAGCAUUAAGAUUAAAUUUUGCUACAAGAUAAAUGAAGCAAAUGCCAACAAUAGAUAGAUUAACUCAUCCUGGAGUGUUAUUGGCUAUUAAAGCUAGAGAUUAAUCUCAUUUAUUUAAAAAGGUUGUUGCUUAUUGGCCAGUUAAAAAUGUAUUAAGAACAAUAUCUCAAAUAUAUUUAGAAAAAACAUCUUUUGGAGGUGAAGCUGAUAUGUAAAUUUUUGUAUUUAAUUUCUUUCUUAAUAAAUAUGGUUUUAAACAUGUAGCAGAAAAGAAAUAUUUAUAGUUUCUAUUAUCAGUGAUCCAUUUUAGUCAGAUUUUUAGAGUGAAUUUAUUUGCUAGAUUAUUAUGUCUAUUACAUGAUGAACAUUUGAAUUUUACUUAAGAAGAAUCUGCAUUUCUAUUAUCAGGAUUAGAAUAUAUUCACAGUCAAACUACUCUUGGUGUUAACAUUGUUUAAGGUGAUAGUGAAUCAAAAUUCUAUGUUCCUUAUUUAAGAGCUUUAGAGUAAAUAAUUUAGUAUUAUAUAAUAGUUAUAUAAAAAUGCAUCUAGAAAAUAAAUUAACAGAGGAUGAAAUUAAGGAAUUGCGAGGUGAUUUAGAUAAUCUAAAAGAAAGUGAUUCUAAAAAUAAAGCAGGAAUUGUUGAUUUAGAUUUAUUUAUGUCAAAAGUUCUUGAUAAAUAUAGGAAUGUUACUCAUAGAACAAAAUUAUUUGUAAUUCAUGCUUUUUAAGCAGCUGAUUUAGAUGGUAAUAAAAAGAUUAAUCACAAUGAAUUCUUAACAUUGUUUAGACAUAUAGAAAGUGAUAAAUUUAAUUUCUAAGAAGCAUUAGAUUUAUUCGAUGAAUAAGCAGAUAUUAUUCAUUAAGGUGAAAAGAAUUUAUCAUUUAAUCGAUUCACAUCUGUUUGUGUAAAUUAAUAAAUUUUUACUGAAAAUUCUCUUAAUGAUUUCAUUGGUAAAGAAGCUAAUAUGGAAUAGAUAUUCGAUAAUUUAGUGAAAACAUGGAAUUAAUACAAAUAAGAGAUUUAAGGUUUGUUGACUCAAUUAUAACCAUUUGUUACAUAAGAGAUCUAUUAGGAAUGGGUUAAUAUUUUAUAUACAUUAGAAAAGAGGAUUAUGCAUUAGAAAAAUGAUUACUAAAAUGUGAGACCAAUUCUAAUAGCACAUAAAAUAUUAAAGUUAGAAUUGGCAAGAUUAUUGGAUGAAGAUGAAUAAAAUUAGAAUAAAGAUUGAUUAUAUA